AAUUCAGGGUAUAAAACAGAGUCCAACGCACAACGCUCUUUUCUGUCUUUUCUGUCUUUUUGUCUGAACCAAGUUUCGCUUUUUCUUCCUCCAACCCCAAUCAUACGUAAGCCCACAGAAAUAAUUCAUUUUCAAAAACUAUUUUUUUAUUAAAAAAAAAAGUUUUGAAUUGGGUCUCUUCUCCUUCCAUCUUCAAUUAUCAAUUUCAUAAGAGUUUGAAAAAGAGAAAAAACCUACCAGUCAGUAGAAAACUCUUAUUUUCUCUCAAAAGCUUUUGAAAAGAAGAAGGCUUAAAAAAGAGGGGGUUGAAAUGGGGUCGAGUAGCAGUCGACUGGGGUCGGACCCAUCAGGUGGGAGACUUAACCGCCGAUCCAAACGGUUUUCCAGACUCUCUUCUCUUUUCUUCUGCGGUAGCUCUUCCUCUCAUGCUCCUCUUGAGAUGGAAGAUUAUCCUGCUGAAAUUCUGGUGAAGUCUGCAGAAAAUUGUGACCCAGUUGCCAGCAUGCUCCAAAUUCCCCUGGAGGAAUCUACUUCGAUCUGCAGUAUGGAAACAAGGUUCAGCAGCACAGGUACUGAAACUGGAAUUCCAGCUGAAAGCAGUAUUUCAGCCAGUGGGGAUCCAUCUAUCGAAGGUGGUUCAAGAGAUGUAGAAACUAGUAAUUGUAGGAAAUGUUUGACUGAAAGUACAGAGUUAGUUGCUCCUCAGGUAAGUGCUGAUUAUAGUCAUGGUGAAUCUCAUAGGGAUAAUAGUACUUCAGCUAGCACUUCCUUUAAAGGACAACAAUCUUCAGACCCUGUCUCAGUAAAUCUUUCGACUAAUGAGGAUGCAGUCAGUGGCUUUGAAAAUGCAAACAAGGGUGCCUCUCAGAUCUGUCCUGAGCCAAGUGUUUUGUCUCCUCAAGGGCUUGAAGAUUCACAUUUGCAUGGAAUAUCUCUUGAGAAUCAGUUGGGCGAAGUUACAACAGUCCAUAACUCGGGUUCGGGUUCUGGUUCUGCUCCUCAUACCUCGGAACCGGUGACUUUUGACUCACCAGGAGUCGAAUCCAUUCGAGAGGCGAUACCUUCAGGUUUAGGAUUUCUUGUAUCCAAUAGGGAAAUGAGCCGGGGAGAUGGAAGCGUGCUUCACGUUGAUGUUGUGAGUAUCUCUUCCAAUAUUUUAUCUGGUGGUAGUGGUGAUUCAAGUAAUCGUGAAGCCAGGAGGAAUAGUAGAAGAUUGUUUUGGGAUGCAUUUUCGAGACGCAGUUCUAGAAGACUUAAUGAUUCCCCGUCCAUCUUUCUCUCAACGGGUGAUACUGAUGAUACAGGAUUUCAUGACAGGUGGCUCCUUGAUUUCAGUGGUGAUUUCUUUUAUGACGGAGCUGAAGGUGAUUCUGGUUACCUCGGCAGUAGAAUUCACAGCUUGAAUGAACGAAGACGACACUCAAGAUCAGAGAUCUGGGAGAGGCUGCGUGGUGGCCAUGAUGAAAAUAGUCGGCGAACUACAUUUUGUCCAUCUGGACUCCACCCUGAUGGCACAUGCUCAUGUGAUUCUCUCUUGAUGACCGAUGAGUCUAGUGCUCGUGCAAGCAUAUCACGAAUAGUUAUGCUUGCUGAGGCUCUCUUUGAGGUUUUGGAUGAAAUUCAUCGUCAACCAGUAUCACUUUCCCUAUCUAUGGUGUCACUCCCAGCCCCCGAGUCUGUAGUUGAUUCAUUCCCUCUCAGAAGUCACAAAAAAGUGGAUGCAGCUAAGGUUGGAGAUGCUGUUGAACAGUGUUAUAUAUGCCUGGCUGAAUAUGAGGAAGGGGACGAAAUAAGAGUUCUACCUUGCCAGCAUGAGUUUCAUAUGUGUUGCGUGGAUAAAUGGCUUAAAGAGAUACACGGGGUGUGCCCACUUUGUAGAGGUGAUGUUCGUCAGGGUGUGGAGCCCGUCUCAAAUUCUGAGAUUCCCUCUCUUUGAUAAAACUGUACAUAUGUAAGUACUACUAAAUAGUAAUGGAUUCCUAUACAAAUGUUAAAUGUUGUAUUAACAGUAUUUUAUCACAUCGUAUUUCCUAUAUACUAUGUUGUGGCAUCUUUUCCUCAUGAUGUGGCUAUGUGGAAUUAUUAUGUAUAGCAAAUGGAGGAAAUGGGGUCUUUCUAGCCUUGCAUUUUACUCUGAUGGCUACAUCUUUAGUAUAUUCAACAUGGCGGAUUAAUUCAUCGAAACUUAUGCCCACACCUUGCCUGAAGGAUGAAGCUGGUUAUUUGUUUUAUUCUUGUACGGAUAUUAGGAGAAGAAUUCUUUGAUAUCGCUGGUUUUGGAAUUGUUUGGAGUAGCUUUUUAGGUGCAAGCGCUUAUGGAGAGUUAUUAAAUGGAGAUUUUGAAAAAUAUGCUGCCUAAGUGUGCAAUUUUGUGCUAUGUAUGACAAUUAGAGGGGGAAAACCGCUUUUG
Molecule: messenger RNA, 2410 nt
Organism: Durio zibethinus
Lineage: Eukaryota; Viridiplantae; Streptophyta; Magnoliopsida; Malvales; Malvaceae
Source: RefSeq, a predicted model, not a curated record